CCUUUAUCCCCAGUUAUUAACCUUCACAACUCAACCGUGACCGGCAAUAGUGAAGCAAUAAAUAAAAUUCGUCAAUUACGCACCAAAAGCACGUCUUGUCCCAGUUUCGCGGGGGCGUGCCCCUCCCACCUGCCACAUGCACCUCACCCCAAAGAAACCCAUCAAACCCCCAUAAAGCACCCAACAGGCAUGGUUCCUCCCAAAAUCAGGUGCUUUCCAAAUUGACCAAAACACAAAUGUCCUUGAAGAUGGUAAAAUUGGUGGGCACGUGACCGCAAGCGGGCGCCGCCAUUGGCCCGUUAUGAGCGUGCCCUGCGCGAAACCACCGCGCAUCUUAGUGAUUACAAAAUGCCGUCAGAGUCUAAACCUUUGUUGACAGCUCAGACGGAAAAGCCAAAUCAUUACUCGUAUUUGAAGGAGUUCCGAGUCGAGCAAUGCCCGCUCUUCUUGCAACACAAAUGCACGCAGCAUCGUCCAUUCACCUGUUUUCACUGGCAUUUCAUGAACCAGCGGCGUAGACGGCCCGUGCGGCGCCGGGACGGCACCUUCAACUACUCCGCUGACAACUACUGCACUAAAUACGACGAAACAACGGGCAUUUGCCCCGAUGGCGACGAGUGCCCCUUUCUGCACCGGACGGCCGGGGACACCGAACGCCGCUACCAUUUGCGCUACUACAAGACGUGCAUGUGCGUGCACGACACCGACUCCCGGGGCUAUUGCGUAAAAAAUGGGCUGCAUUGCGCGUUCGCGCACGGGAGCCACGACCACAGGCCCCCAGUUUACGAUAUUAAGGAGAUCCAGGCGCUGGAGGCGGCCGAGGCCGAGGGCAGCGGCUCGGCCAAUGGCCCCAAUGCGCUGGACAAGGAGCGGAACUUGAUGAAUGAGGAUCCCAAGUGGCAAGAUACAAAUUACGUACUAUCAAAUUACAAAACGGAACCUUGUAAAAGGCCCCCACGUUUAUGUAGACAAGGAUACGCCUGUCCCCAAUAUCACAAUAGCAAAGACAAGCGAAGAAGUCCUCGGAAAUUUAAAUAUCGAUCAACACCAUGCCCUAAUGUAAAACAUGGAGAGGAAUGGGGCGAGCCUGGAAAUUGUGACUCUGGCGAUUUAUGUUCCUACUGUCACACACGAACCGAACAACAGUUUCAUCCAGAAAUUUACAAAAGCACCAAAUGUAAUGAUGUACAACAGUCGGGGUAUUGCCCACGGGGGGUGUUUUGCGCAUUUGCUCACGUUGAACAGGAAAUGGGGGUUUCGAGGGACACGGGGGAAAGUGGUACAAAUUUUGCCGAGAUAUUAUCAAAUGCUCUUCCGCCUAGUUUAGAUAAGAAAGAAAAAAGCAGCGAUAGCUCCAAUGGUAGCAGCGAAGUUAGCGAGUCAGCAUCGACGUCAUCAUUAGGUUCAAAUAGUUCGCAUAGUAAAGCUCCCGGUUCACAAUUAGCCCACAAGUCGCUACCUUUUAACCGGUCUCUGCCACUUGGCGUAGAAUUAAACAACAAAUUACUAGCAAUUGAGAAAGAUCCAAGUUUGGACGUUUUAGAACGUGAAAAAAUGAAGCAAUCGCUACGGUUUCCCUUCGGUGGCGGUUUCUUCGGCUCGACUAACGACACAGUAGUCGGUAACGCAUUGGACGAGCUAACUCUCGACGAUUCGCUGAAUCUAUCAGGCCUUGAGCGUGAUUUAGAAUCCGAAUCGCCAACAGUCACAAAUUCAAUAUCGGUCGGUUUAGCAUCGUCUGGCCUUUUGGGCAGUUCCGCCCCUGUAAACAUUCCAGGAUCGGCUCGUUCCGGCUUGGGCGGCUUCAGCCCAACCAGCAAUAGCCCCUUACAAAUCCACGGUGGUUUUUUAUCAACUCGUUUCUCCCAAUCCGACAUGGACUUUUUAAAUCAUUCGCAAAUUCAGCUCAGUAGUAGUGCAUCAAAAAUCAACUCCUAUCAGAACUUCUUCGACUUUCCGCAAAGUAUUUCGCCAACGUCACGCAACCACAACAACUUCAGUAUGUCGCCGAGUGUCAACAGCAACAUGGAGGUGGCUUUGUUACGCGAGGAAUUACAUUCGGCUAAAAUGCAGCUAAGCAGCUGGGAGGAACGCCUACAACAGGCCCGGACUGCGUGCGAUUUGUGGAAGCAAGCGUCCGAAGAAGCGAAUCGUAAGAGUCACCUGACCGAGACGAAAUUGAACGAAACUGUAACGCAACUCAACGAGACUGUGGCACAGUUGAGUAGUUUGAAGCAGGAGUUUGAGAAAUUGCAAGGGGGGCCUCAUAUCCGAAGCAUAACGAACGUGGCCGAGUUGAGUAAGUUGUCGUUAAGUGUGUUGAAAAAUCUGCACGCGCAAUUGAAACAAGACUUGGAGGAGAUUGAGAAGGUUUUAUAUCGCGAGACUGCCUCGAAAUGUAUGGUUUGUGAGGAGCGCAAUCGGACUGUAACGUUAAAUUGCAAUCAUUUCGUUCUGUGUAGUAGUUGUGCCCUAACGCAGAGUGAAUGUCCCUACUGUCAGACACCGUUCAAUUUGAGUAAUAACAUGUGAAAGAGAGAUGAUUAGGUAUUUAACAAAUUUCUAAUGUCAUGGACAACUUACAUCAUGGCGGGGCGCUAACUACGGAGAUCGAAAGGUUAGGAUGCGAAGCGACGAAGAAAUAAAACGGUACCGAGUGAGCUAGUUGCGUUAUUGUCGCCAGAGGGCGUCUAAGUGAGUUUGGAUAACGCUUAACACAGCAAAGAAAAAAAUACAGACAGAUAAAGCAUUAAGUAUUCAAUAGUAAGAAGUUUUAUCGGAAAAUAUAAAAAGCAGGCCUAAAAAUGACAUUAACUAGGUCGAAAAUCUUGGGAUUUUUGUCUUUUUCCAGUGUUUUAAUAAGUUUUUAAGCGGUAAAGUUAGUUUUUGUUAAGAUUUCACUUAAACACGGCUCAAAAUUAGCUCAUAAACGACUUUGUUUAUAUAAUUUUUAAACGAUUUUUUAAGUUUUGGGCUACAAUAUGUGUUUUUUCGUAAAGUCAGAGCCAAAUCGUUAAACGAUUAGCUCAAAAAUGAAUUAUUAUUAUUACUGUUUAGACAAAUUAAGCAUAUAUUUAAGCAAUGUUUGCUAAAAAGUAACAGAAAAAUUCGAAAUUUUAGUAAUUUUUGUCUUAUCCCAGCAUUUGUGACAAAUUUUUCAACAGAAAUUUUAUCAAUUUGUCAAUGGGAAUAUUAAAAAAAAAACUUCCGAAAAAACAAAAUUAAUUAUUUUUGACCAAAGCUUUGCUUUGCCAAAAUCUUGCGAAAACCGGCGUUUAUGAAGUCAUAAAGUUAGUUCUUGUCAAGAUUUCCUUAAAACACAAUUAAAUAUUCAUAAAAUUACGUGGAAAACGACUUUAUUUUAAGCGUUUUUCGAAUUGUUAUACAAUUAGGUUGAAAGUAAUUUUUUACUUUAUUUUUUUUUAACAAAUAAAGCAUGUUUAAAGGCGAAAUUUUGUUAAAAAUCAACAAAAAAAAAAUCAAAAAUUGCGUUACUUGUGCCUUAUCCGAGCAUUUUUGGCACAAAUUUUAAUCACAAGGGUCAAAUUUAGUCAAAAAUAAACCGAAAAAUUAUUGAAUUAGCCAAUAAAAAAAUGUUGGCUAUUUAUAUUUUUAAGUAAGCUUGAAGAUACAAAAAAAAGUGUAAGGAGCAUAUUUCUAUCUUCAAAUUAACUUUAAGAUAGGAGUAUGGUCUAGCGGACUUUUUUGUAGGAAAUUUAAUUCCCUACAACUUUCUUCCCAACAUUUUUCUUGUAUCUUUAACCGUAUUCGUUGCGUUUUGAAAAAUAUGGGGCAAAGUGCAAAUUGGUAAAAAAAUUUUAAUACAGUUUACGAUAAAAUGUUUAUGAGAAUUUAAUUCUCUAUCUGUCUGUAUUUUUUGUUUACUUUGCGCUUUCUGGCGACGGGGACGUUUUAUUUGUCCGUCGUUUCGCAUCCUAGCCUUUUGAUAUCCGCAGUUAGUGGAGCGCAGCGCCAUUUGGUGUAAGUUGGCCUUGCCAAUGUAAGAUGAUUAUGAUUUGUUUUAUUAGGCGCGAAUUUGCAAAAUCGUCGAAUCUGAUUCGUGAUUUUGCACAAUCGCUAACUAUUCAAUUGAAUUGUCCGUGUUUAAACUGGUCUGAAUACUGCUGUGGAAACAAUAAAUUGUAACAUAUUGAAAUUUUGGCAUGGUUUCGUUCAUCGUGCAUUUAUUAAUUGGGCUGUGCGCACUGCAUUUCUCUCAGAUUUCUUUGACGGUUUCAAUACGGACUCUUGUUACGUUUUAGUUAGGUAGGACUUUCAAAUUGAAUUUUAUUACGUUUUUAAAAAGCUGCACUGUUUAGAACAUAUCAAGAUUUAUUUAUUUAAAAGGAAAAGAUUGUAUUUUUAUAUAUGCGGAAAUAUUGUGAUUAUUUAUGCGUUUCUUUGUAAUAGGCUCGUGCAGCGAAACAAUUCUUUCUUUGAUUUUUCUUUUUAUAAAUGACUGAUGCAAUCGUAUUUAUUUGUAACGUAGAUUCCCCUUUACAACUCACAGGUAUGACCAAUGUAUUUUUCGCAACUAAAGCCGUUUGUAAUAAUAACCAUAAGAAACGUUUUAUUUUUCCCAGUGUUGUUGGUACGUGCCACUAAAACCUGACCUGUAUAAAUUUUGCAAUUAUUGCAAACAGCUUUAAUGACUUAUUUACAUAAAAUGUUUGUCAUGGAAUUCUAUUUACAAAAGAACAUAUACUUAUACUUAGGUAGGUAGUUUUAAUAAAUAAAUUAUAAAAUACAAAGUAGUGGGCCUAUAGUUAUUACAACUACACACGUAGCAGUUAGAUAUUCGUAGGCCAAAAAAACUGAUUUUGUACACACAAGAGAACUAAUUUUUUAUCGAGCGACUCAGUAUGCAAUAAGCGACCAAAGCGAGUUUUUUUGGCUUACCUCUCCAGUUAGAGUAAAACAUGAGAAAACAUUGUCUUAACGAUAUCUAUUUGUCCAUUGCAUAAAGCACGGCUUUGUUGAUCAAUGCCGCCCAUUCAUCAAGCAAGCCGUGGCGUAAAAUUUAGGCAUUCGUUGUAUUUUUACUAGUUGUUUAAAUUUCAUUUAUAAUUCACUGUAAUGAUUGUGUAUUUUUAAAAAAUAUUAAAUUAGAAUUUCAAAUUUA
This is a messenger RNA of Tribolium castaneum (red flour beetle), 5122 nucleotides long. It is a transcript of the gene unk, whose product is annotated as unkempt. Lineage: Eukaryota; Metazoa; Arthropoda; Insecta; Coleoptera; Tenebrionidae. Gene Ontology annotation, molecular function: metal ion binding. The record is from RefSeq and is a predicted model, not a curated record. The transcript is spliced from 8 exons. The coding region runs from base 349 to 2532 and encodes 727 amino acids.